AAAAAAAGGGUUUCCUUUUGACCGCUCUUUGGACCUAAAGGAAUCUGGAUGCGGGGACGAAGGGCAUAUCGCUGUGUUGGCGAUAUUGGCGUACUGUAGUCGCUUUUAUUUUCUCCCCCCAAUUUUCCAAAGCGAUAGGCCAGGGUUUUCCGAAAGCGAGUGGAAAGAUCUUCGUGCAGUACGGUAGCUAGUUUGCAGACAUGGACACUUCUGGGAAAGUUAUCAAAUGUAGAGCAGCUGUGGCUUGGGAAGUCGGCAAACCGCUUUCUAUUGAAGAGGUAGAAGUGGCUCCACCAAGGUCUCAUGAAGUUCGUGUUAAGAUAAUAGCCACCGGAAUAUGUGGGACAGAUUACCAUGUUCUGGAAGGUUCUUUCCCCAAAGUAGAGUAUCCUGUAAUUCCUGGCCACGAAGGAGCUGGAAUAGUAGAGAGUAUUGGGCCAGGAGUGACAUGUGUGAAACCAGGAGACAAAGUGAUUCCCCUUUGUCUGCCCCAGUGUGGAGAAUGCAACUCCUGUUUAAAAUCAAACACCAACUGUUGCCUGAAAACCCACAUUUCUGAACCCCAAAAUCUGAUGCCUGACAAGACUAGUAGAUUUAGCUGCAAAGGGAAACAAGUUCAUCACUUCUUGUGGAUUAGCACUUUUUCUGAAUAUACAGUCAUGCCUGACUCUACCGUAGUUAAAAUUGAUGAUGCUGCACCUCUGGAUAAAGUCUGCCUUUUUGGCUGUGGAUUCUCUACUGGUUAUGGGGCUGCCCUUAAUACAGCUCAGGUUACACCUGGAUCCACCUGUGCUGUUUUUGGUUUGGGAGGAGUUGGUCUCUCUGUGGUCAUGGGAUGCAAAACAGCUGGAGCAUCUCGUAUCAUUGGGAUUGACAUUAAUAGUGACAAAUUUGAAAAGGCAAAAGAACUGGGAGCUACGGAAUGUAUCAACCCUCAAGAUUACAAGAAACCCAUUCAAGAAGUAAUUCUGGAAAUGACUGGACAUGGUGUAGAUUAUGCCUUUGAGGUUGUUGGAUGUUUGGAGACACUGACAGCUGCUUUGGCCUCUUGUCACAUGGGCUGUGGGACCUGUGUGAUGAUUGGUCUGCCCCCCUCAGAUGCAAAAUUCUCCUUGGAUCCUAUCCUGCUUAUUACAGGGCGCACUCUAAAAGGGAGUUUCAUUGGAGGCUGGAAGAUGAAAGAUUCAAUUCCUCAAUUAGUCUCCAGUUACAUAGAAGGAAAAUUUAAACCAGAUGUUCUGAUCAGCCACAUUUUACCAUUCAGUGAUAUUGGGAAAGGAUUUGACUUGCUUCGUGCUGGAAAGAGAAGCUGACCAAGGCAGUUUCACUUUUAUACAUGCUGGCAGAAUUUAUAACGAGGGACUACCAAAUGAUAUAAGUAAGUGAAAUUACUUUGCAAGUUUUUUGCCUUUUGCUGGGCUUUCUGUUUUUGGUUUUCUUCUAAUAUUGAAGCAAUUGGUAAGCGGUUGAAGCAAAUAUCUAUGAGGAAAUAACGUUCAAGAGAUUACUCAGAUCUGCAUGCAACUUUUGUUAUUGAAUUUCCAGAUUCCUCCAUUCUUUGGUGAGUUGCCUCAAUAAAUCUACACUACACUCACACUGGGUGCCAUUUCUUCAUGUCCCACAACUACUGGAUUAGAUAGUUUUCUACAGCACUUGACUUCUUAUGAAUGGCAAAUGCUGCUGUCCUGGCAACAUUGCCACAAACAAGUGCAUCUGCACUGCCUGCCUCUCCCAUAUUCCAAGAUUAAGAAUAUCUGUCAGCAGGAUUUGAAAAUAGGAAAUCAGCCACAAGCAUGAAUUUAAAAAUACUUGUGUUUUGAUCAUUUUUCUUUACAAAGGAUAUGGAAAGUGAAGCCUGUGUUUUAUUUUUCAGCAUUCGUACUGUCUUGAAGUUUUAAGUGGCUCAACUUGCUGAAUCUGUCUGGAAGUCUUUAAUGUGGAACCACGAAGAAUAUUCUUUUCCUUGGCCCUGUGUUUGUUCUGAAAAUACUGGAAAAAGACAUUCGUGUUUUGUUUCUCUGGGUGCUUAUAUUUAGGUCGUAGCAUGAUUUAUAAGAUGGAAUGUUGAUAUUACUUGGCUCCAGAUGCAAAAAAUUCUGUCGUGGUCUUAGUUUUAACUAUCACAGAAAGAGCAUAAUCCAAUUUUUAAGUCUCUGAAGUGGGAAAGAAAUCAGUCAUAUCUACAUAAAAUGUAGGAACUCAUGUUUUCAUGGCUUAGCCUCAGGUUAGAAUGUGACAUGAUUCACUAAUUGAAUUAUGCCAGAAGGGCUCCUGAUUAGUGAAGAGAAAUUAGCACCAAUCACUCCUGACUGCUUUAUCCAUACAAUUCUGUUUCCAUGGCAUUCAUUCUAUAUCAACAAAGCAAUCCCUUGUUGCCAAAAGCAGCUGCUCUCCUCUGGCAGUUCAAAACAACUUCCUUUCAUUUUCUCUGCAUUGCAAUUCUCUUGUUUUACCAAUAAAGGAGAAUAUUUGUAGCUCAGGGUUGAAAUGAGGGGUCCAUGUGCUCUCUGAGCAUGGUGCCUGAUGAUGUUAUCUAGUUUGGGUAAUGAAACAGAGCACUAAAGAUCCAGUUAUCUUGUUUAGCCAGAGAUCAAGGGGGGGGGGGGCUUGAAUUUUAACUUUCCCUGGUUUUAGUCCAACACCUCAAUCAUUGCACUUACCAUUAAACAGCCUGGGUGCCUCUGCCAUAUAAUCUUAUAUCAAAAGAUGUGAGACUUACUUUUGCUUUGUCUCCUGUUCAUGCUUCCUUAUCAUCCAUAGGUUAUUGCGCUGAAUGGAACUGUUCCAUGCCAAUUCUGAGUUUAGAGUCAGUGGAACUAGAUACCAAAGCAUCUAUCAGCAGCUCCAGUAAUUGUUUUAUAUGUGCUUAAUUGUAUCAUACAAACCUAAUCAAAAGAAAAAUACAAUACAAUAGCAUCAGUGGAUCAACACUGCUUCCAAAUGUAUAAGCUUAGCAAUUUUUUUAAAAAGGGGGGCCUGGAAAAGCAUUAUAAAUGGAACAAAUGCCAGCUGGUUAAUAUUUGUGCCAGUCACUCUCUCUCUCAGGUAAUAUUUGGGCCAGUCACUCUCUCUCAGCCCAACUCAUCUCACAGGGUUUUUGUUAUGGGGAACAUAGGUAGAAGAAUGAGCAUUAGAUAUGUUCGCCACUUGAAUUUGUUUAUAAAAAGAGUAACAACGGGAUAUAAAUUAAAUAGAUAAAUAAAUGCAACAUUUGACUAUAUUAAAGUUUUCUUCCUUGACUUUUGGUUGCAAAAAGUUAAUUUAAAUUUGGCAAUACCUAGCAGUAAGUGCAAUCCUUUGUCAUAAAUUGUGUCCAUAUUUUCCAUUGCAGUAGAUAUCAUCCAUUUCCCUGGUGGCGCAGUGGUUAGAAUGCAUUAUUGCAGGCUAACUCGGCCCAGUGCCAGGAGUUUGAUUCUGACCAGUUCAAGGUUGACUUAGCCUUCCAUCCUUCUGAGGUUGGUAAAAUGAGGACCCAGAUUGUUGGAGGCAAUAUACUGAUGAUGUAAACUGCUCAGAGAGUAGAGCACUGUAAAGCACUGUGAAGUGGUGUGUGUCUGUGCUAUUGUUAUUUUCCCUCCAAAUCUAUCAAAUAAAUUUUAAGUACUGAAGAUCUGCAUCUAUAAUGUAAAGCAAUAGAUCUCAAAGUCAUUCUGAUAUCAACCCGAAAACCAGCAAUUGUGGACAAGACCAAACCAUGCUGUUACAGUCUCAGUAGCAUAAAUCAGCCUUCCCCAUAUCAAGUGCCUUUCAGAUGUGUGGGCUUCAAAUUCCAGAUUACCAGUUGGAGAUUAUGCAAAUUGAAGUCCAACAUUUGCAGAGCACCCAGUUUGGAAAAGCUUGAUCAAACUGGACAUUAAGAGCGGUUUGCCAAUGGUAUUCCCUUAUAAUUAACUUUUAAUGUUAUAUUUUAACUAUUCUUGUCCUUUUUUAAAUUUUUACAUUUGGUUAUCCUGUUUUAACAUUUUAUAUGUUAAUAUUUUAUUUGAACAUCAUCCAGGGUCCCUCUGAGAGGUAAAUGGGUGAUUUCUAUAAUAAAUGAAUGAAUGAAUAAAAUCCCUUUCUGGGCUCCAGAAUUAAGAUAGAAUAUGACAUUUAUGAUAAAUUGCUGGCUAAAACUUCAGAGGCUACUGAAAGUUACUGAAAGCUUAAUUUGGGUAAUAGUUUGGAGUAGACAAGAGAUCAAAAGAUUUUACCUUAUUUUGAAAAGAGAAAAGAUGAAAAAAAAUCCUUUUCAAAUGAUACAAGCCAUUUUGUUUGGCCUUAUAUGAAGUGAAAUCAUUUAUGUUGUGUGGGCUUUUGUUGAUGACAGAACAAAAAUAGGAUUUUUAUAUUGUCUUUUGAUCACCCAGUUAGAUAUUGGAAGCCUUGAACAAACAAGCAAAUCUGGGGACUCAUGCUAAAGGAAAAAGAAUGAUUUGAGUGUCAAAGGCAAUUCUAAAAACACUUUCAUUUAAGUAGAAUUUGAUGCUGUUUUGCGUUAUGCACCGCUAGUAAAAAAAAUAUGCUGAUUUGAGAAGAAAAUGUUUUACAAAAAAAUGACAUGACCAUUUUUCACACUUAACAACCAUUGCACUGCGCACAGAGAAUCAUCUCUUCUACCCACCCAUCCCCUCUCCCCCCCCCCGCCAUGAGUCCUCAAAGCCGGAAAAGUUGGGGACCGCUGAUUUAAACAACCAGCCUCUAUAUCUUUCCCAUAAUCAGGGAAAAGACCUGCCUCUUUCAUGCAAAUAUUGUAAGAAAGAGAACCAGAAUAUUGAUCAUAAUGUACACAAAUACACAUUAAUGUUAAAGUGAAAAUAUUUUACUUGCUGCAAUUCUUGUACACCCUUUACAUCUCAAUAAAAUUUGCUAUAAUUGUGGCUGAGAGAGAAAAAGACAAAAUGCCAGUAUUUUAUAGCAGGAGGUGUGUGUUUUUGUAAAAUACUGUUCAUGAUUUCUGUAAUGUCCUUGAUUCAUGUCUCAGUGAUUUAUUGAAAUCAGACAAGAAUUCAAUUUAUGCAUGAUAUUAGAUCAUGUUUAUUGGGUUGCCGAACAAGUCACAAUUAGGUAAUUUACAGUAUAUGCCAUGCUGAGCAAUAAACCAUUUUAUUUAUUUAUCA
Messenger RNA from Crotalus tigris (Tiger rattlesnake), 5099 nucleotides. Its product is annotated as alcohol dehydrogenase 1-like. Gene Ontology annotation, biological process: retinol metabolic process; retinoic acid metabolic process. The transcript has 9 exons. Bases 201 to 1313 code for a protein of 370 amino acids. Gene Ontology annotation, cellular component: cytosol. The record is from RefSeq and is a predicted model, not a curated record. Gene Ontology annotation, molecular function: all-trans-retinol dehydrogenase (NAD+) activity; zinc ion binding. Lineage: Eukaryota; Metazoa; Chordata; Lepidosauria; Squamata; Viperidae.